This is a messenger RNA of Lytechinus pictus (painted urchin), 4509 nucleotides long. RefSeq lists its product as uncharacterized. Gene Ontology annotation, biological process: signal transduction. NCBI's taxonomy places the organism in Eukaryota, Metazoa, Echinodermata, Echinoidea, Temnopleuroida, Toxopneustidae. The transcript has 12 exons. The coding region runs from base 420 to 2816 and encodes 798 amino acids. Gene Ontology annotation, molecular function: protein binding. The record is from RefSeq and is a predicted model, not a curated record.
AAACAGCUCUUUGGUUUAUAGUAUUAUGCACGGGUGUACGUCGUAUCACAUGUAUCAGGCGAUAAUCGGUGGCCUGCUUCGCCGGCUGCUCGCACGUUGUCUUCGGCGGAUCCCCUGGAAAUCUUAAUGCCGUAAUCAAAGACUUGCUUAACCAUUCCUGCGUGUUUGAUUGGGGAAUACCCUCGUGGAACAGGGAAUAUCUGAAUUUCAACAAGCUUUGUUUUGACUGUGUCAGUAAGCUCUCAUUGGAAGUUUCAUGCUACAAAUUAUGUUGCUUCUGCGGCGACACUACAUGUGUUUUAAGCAGUAUAGCAAGCCGGAAGUAAUCAAAGUGUAGAUAAGCAUGCCAUCGAAGCAGAUUUUACAGGGGUAAUAAUCUUUCUUUCAAUUGGAGAAACUCUAUAUAGAAGGGCGGGAAGAUGGCAAGUACUUUUAAGCUAACGCAGAUGCAACUUUACAAAGUAGCAGAGCAGAUCAACCCAGACGACUGGCUGAGCCUUGGGAUUCGUCUUGGUUUCGUGUAUAGUCAAAUCCUGCACUGGAAAGAAGAAUAUAAAGGGGAUAUCAAGAAUGGGAUUUUCAAUAUGCUGCUCACCUGGCUUGACAUGUAUCCCAACUAUACCCAGCCGGACGCAAGGAAGUUCUUGAUAGACCAAUUCAAAGAAAUGGAACGGAUGGAUCUGGCGCACUUGCUUACCAAAACAGAAGUCGGUUUCGUACCACCCCAUAAAGUUGCAGUCAUUGGUUCAUCGAGACAAUUCGAGUACGAGGUCAGGACUUAUCAGCAAGAAAAGGAACUUUCAUUCAGGGUGUCCAUGCAUUCGAGCGAGGGACAGGUACCGCUCUCUCUGAUCUUAGACUGCCUGACCGAACCUAACGAGUUUGCCAUCAGGCUGUGUACAUGCAUCCAUAUACUCGGACUAAGACUCAUCCGGAUGCAACUACCCGACGAUGGAACCGGAAGUAGUAUGAAGGUCACGGUCGCUGCGAUUGAUGAAGAUGUCGUUCUUGAGUUGCAGAAGAGGGUGAAGUCAUUACCGAAUCACUUUGCAGAUGACCUGAAGGAUGUCAUUUGCAAACAUAUUGCCGAUGGUAUGGAGAGGUCAACAAUUUCUCUGAAAACCUGGUUCUCUGAGAAGGACGAGAAGGACAUUGGACAGAUCAUCGAAGACUUUCGAAAAGAAGUAAACACAAGACCAUCUGAUGCUAAGCCUUUGCGUGUCAAUGACCUAGAACUGGUGAGACUCGCAAAAAAACUAGAUGCCUCGUUGGUAAUGGAGCUCGGGUUAAAAUUAGGCAUGUCGGACGCCGAGAUCAAUAACCUUCGAGCCAUGUCAAGCAGAUCAAAGUUCGAGCAUAUACUGUUUAGUUGGAAAUCGAAGCACAGUCCGUGUAUGAACGACCUUCCUGAUUUGGCUAAGAUUUUGGAGUCGCUUGGUGCCAGUCGUCUCGCUUCGAAACUAAAGAAAGGGGAGCUGAGGGAAAACGAGAAAGAGGAACAAAGAAGAACGUACCUUCAGCGGGUGUCUGCUCACUCUUCAAUGAUUGGCGCCAUGAAGUCCCUUAGAUUAAAUCGUCCAAGUAUCAAUCAAGUCCCAGCUUCAGGUGAAGCUUCUGGUGCGGGAAACUCACAGUGCCACAAAUACGUGAACUACCCACUUGAGGACACCCAAGAAAAUAAAUUUGGACAACACACGUACGUUAACACUACAGGUUUGCAGGAUGAAGGGCGCCCUCCCCAAGGGCAAGACACUGCUGAUUCUGGCACCAACGAACCCGACUACGAAAGCAUCAUCUUUCGCACUGAAGAUGCGAAGCCAACGGAGAGACAACAGGCUAAUAAAGCAGCUGAAGCGAAUCCUGAUUACGAAAUGAUUAAGGAUGCAAACGGAGGAGAGACGCAAACUGAUCAAGAUGAAAAUUAUCAUACUUAUGUACAACUAAGAGAACCCGGCAUUCGGAAAGGCGGUGAAAUGAGAACCUCUCAUAAGCGACUGGGAACAUCUGCGAUACCAGUUAUUGACAGCAUGGACUUUUCCAUUCUUGAACCAAUGUGGAACAAGCUAGCUGUUUUCGGCGUUACUAUCAAUGACACGAUGCACAUAGCAGGCUUGGUGAAGCUAGCAAACGCUCUCGAUCGUAUAAGUGAACAUGACAUUGCGGAUACCGUAUGGAUAUCGCUGAUAAGUGAGAACAUGAAAAACGAAUACCUGCAUAAAUUUGAUACCGGAAGUAUAAAUGUUGUUCCACGGGUCAUCACGAAUAGACAAGACUUUGACAUGGGACAAUGGACAACUCUUGAAGAGGUCAUUAAUCGCACAAAGGCUCUCGAGUAUCCCAGUCGCAUUUUCAUCGAGGCCAACGAACCACUUGACCGGCAAAUGGUGGCGGAGAAGCUCGGCUACGAUUGGGCCAUAGAGAAGGAUCCGAAGAGUCCGUUGGGGAACGUUGAUUUGCUUUACGUCCUGAACGUUGCAGACAUCGCUCCUGGGUCAACCGUUGGGGGCGCUGUAGUAUCUCAACGCGUGUGUAAGGAAUUCAAGCUGACUCAAUCUCGAAUUGAAGAUUAUUUCAAGAGCACCAUGACAGAAUAUGUCAUAGUCUUAAGGGGAGAUGAAGAUGAUUUUCGGAAACUAUUAUCAGUCUCCCCAUCUGCUGAGCGUAAAUCUGGAUUCAGAGAUCUAAUCAACGGAAGCUAUCUAAAGGAUUGUAUUGUGAUAAUGACAAUAGGUCCCCAUGCGCUUUCGGACGCUCCUAAAAGCUUUGCAUAUUACAAACUUCUGCAAACCCCAUACUCAGCAACGUCGGAUUGCUAAAGAAUAUAUUUGGGUUUCUUCACAUGCAAUGUUGUCCCCAUUGAAAUAAUUCAAUAUAUUAUAAGGUAUGUGGUAUCUUUACUCUUACCAUGGACCUUACUAUGAGUCCAUGCUCUUACUGUAACGGUAGCAGAAUAAUCUCAGGAGGGCUUCUGCGAGAAAAUGUGACUACUUAAAUAAGUUUUUAUUGGCACAGUUGAUAGCAAUGUCAUUGCGAUGUUAUUGUUAUGCUGCCACCCCCGUGUGUUUUGUUUUAAAUUUAUUUAUUCUAUGAUAUAGAAAUGUAGUAUAUUGGUCGUUGGAAAGCGGAGGAAUUGAUCCCUUCUCUAACAUCAAAACCUUUCCAAUUUAUUAAAUGAAAUCCACAAAAUGCUGCCAAAGGUAUAAAUAAUCCGUGUAAUUAUGUUCCAAUGUAUUCGAAAUAAUCGUUUUCUUAGAUGCACGGUCCACCGUUCACCAAAGUGAAUCAAGUAAAACCGUUAGUUGUAUCAUUAUGGUAAUGAUAAUUCUAUAGAAAAUUGUGCAGAGAAGGAUACAAUAAUUGCUUUACUGAUGAUUAUAAUAACAUUGCUAAUAAUAAUAAGAAGAAUUAUAAUUAUAGGAAAUGUUGAAAUAAAUUAGACACCUAAAUUCUUGCCCAUUAUUUCAUUAUUUUUAUUGUAUUUUUUCCUUGCAUCAAUUGGUAAAUGUUUAUAUUAGUUUUGAUCUGUUUAUAUUUUUAUGUAUAUAUACCUUUAUGCUAAUGUGGCUUUGUUUGAUCGUAAAAACCCGAUAUUCAUAAAUCAUUAUUUUGUGUCUGAAAUCUCAUUCAUCUAGCAGGGUUUUUUUUCCUUCAUUUUUUUUAGAGGCAUCAUGACAAUCAUUAUAGUUAUUAUGUAUAGUUCAAUAUUUUCUUUGAUGGGUUUAUGCUUGCCAUGCUUAAUGGAAACUAAACAAUAUGAAUAUGAUCUGGGGCCCGUAUAACACAAAGCUUAGCAAUGAUCGCAUAACAUUUUUCUACGAUUGGUUCCAUUGAAUACAAUGUACAAUCAGCCGUGAAAAUCGAAAGUACAAUUAAUCGCUAACCUUCGUGUUAAGGGAUCCUGCGAGUGUUUUCUCAAAAAAUUAAGUAUGACUUAAAAUCGCACUUAAAUGCCGACGCGUAUAUGAUAUGCAACACGCAAUCUUAUUGCAAGCAACUAAGCAUUUAAGUGCGACUCUGAUGCAUACUUAAAUCUUUGUGAAACACCCCCUGUUCAUAUACAUGUAUGUAGGUAGAUGAUGCAUUGAACUAUUUGUAAGUUUAUACGAACGACGUUACUAACGACCUUUUGAACAUUAACACCGAUCGUAAUGUGGGUGGCGUUUCAUGAAAGGACCUGUCAGACGUUUUAUCCGAGAAUGGACUGUUUUAUCCGACAGUUUAUGGUAACACUGCAUCUCAGCCAAUCAUAAUCAAGGAAAGUUGUCAGACCAGGGGCCCUUUGCAGAAUGAGUUAAGAUCAAACGCAACUAUGUCAUCAAACCAGUUCUAACUAAUACAUGAAAGUUUAAACAAGUCUUCUCACUAAAGCAUGGUACAUUUAGUAUCAUUCAGGAAUGAAAGUUGUUUUGUGCCUUUGACGUUAAUAUCAAAUUAUUUUUAUACAUUUAUAUGAAGUAGUAUGUAUGCUGCAUAAUGCUUAUUAAAAUCUUUGUAGUAUUUUCAUUUUCA